AUGGUGCUGGACAUGGCUGGGCGCCCCAGGCUCCUCCUGAUGGUGAUGGUGGUCUGGACCCUGUGCAGCUCCCAGGCAGCUCCUGUCACCAGGGCCCUCAGGGGCCAGCCGGGGACCAGCGACUGCCACCUGGCCCAUUUCAGCUCGCUCUCCCCACAAGAGAUGCGGGCCUUCAAGACAGCCAAGGACGCCUUGGAACAGUCCCCCUUGCUGCAGGAGGCCAAGUGCAGCUCCCGCCUCUUCCCCAAGGCCUGGAAGCUGAGGCAGCUGCCGGUGUGGGAGCGCCCCGAGGCCCUGCGUGCUGAGCUGGCCCUCACACUGCAGGUCCUGGGCUCUGUGGCUGAGCCUGCCCUGCGGGACAUCCUGGAGCAGCCGCUCAACACCCUGCGCCACAUCCACUCCCAACUCCAGGCCUGUGCCCAGGCUCAGCCCUCAGCCAGCCCCAGGCCCCCCAGCCGUCACCUGUCCCACUGGCUGCACAGGCUCCAGGCCGCCCCGAAAAAGGAGUCUCCAGGCUGCCUGCUGGCCUCUGUCACCUUCAACCUGCUGCGUCUCCUCAUCCGGGACCUGAGCUGUGUCGCCAAGGGACCCCAGUGCGCAUGA
This is a messenger RNA of Perognathus longimembris pacificus (Pacific pocket mouse), 603 nucleotides long. Its product is annotated as interferon lambda-2-like. Gene Ontology annotation, molecular function: cytokine activity. Bases 1 to 603 code for a protein of 200 amino acids. The transcript has 6 exons. Lineage: Eukaryota; Metazoa; Chordata; Mammalia; Rodentia; Heteromyidae. Gene Ontology annotation, biological process: innate immune response; cell surface receptor signaling pathway via JAK-STAT; positive regulation of immune response. The record is from RefSeq and is a predicted model, not a curated record.